Molecule: messenger RNA, 3907 nt
Organism: Taeniopygia guttata (zebra finch)
Lineage: Eukaryota; Metazoa; Chordata; Aves; Passeriformes; Estrildidae
Source: RefSeq, a predicted model, not a curated record
CGGUGUUCAGCUUGGCGUACAGGGUGUAUGGGCUUGGUGCCUGUUUUGUGUUACUCUUGCUUCCUUUGAGCUGUGGCUUAUGGACUGCAAGGGGCUUUUGUGCUGCUUUGGGGCAGAGGAGAUCUUUCCAGUCUUUUCUUUUCUGUCAGCUGCAGAGAAGGUUUGUUUGCUAUGCAUGAAUCCACAGAGCAACCCGGAACGGCUGCUAUUGUGAUGUCAGCAGAGGGUUGCCAGGUAACAGCGCUGUCAGCAGGAGGUUCUCCUGGUGCCUGCAAGGCCUCAGCAUCCAGAGCAGCUCUUGGCGCGCUCAUUGCAGGAGGAUCACCUCAGCUGUGCUGUUCUCAGAUUACAGCAGGUGUCCUUUUGUGUCUGUAGUUUCUUGAGCAGUUUGUGGAGUUGUGCAAGUGUCCUGUUUCUCCCCUUUUUUUCCUUGCACAGUCUGGGGACUUGUGCAAGAGGGGGUUUGUUUCCGUUUUUUGUUCCCCUGGCCUACGGACUUGAGCAGCACUGCUCAAACCAUGGAGCGAGUCCGUAGAGCAGUCAGCAGCGCCUUUUCAUUGGUGGCUCCUCGGAAAGCUUUUCGUCGUUUGACUGGUCGACUCCGAGGAGGAAGGAGUCAAGUGCGCGCUUCGGUCCCGCUAGGAGAAGUUCUCACCAGUCGGGACUCCUCGGUCCAGGCAGGAAAGGCGGAGCGGCACGAGAGCACGGCUAGAGUGCGCGGCGCCCGGGAGCUGAGAUGGAAGGAGUUGGCUGCAUCUGAGAGAAAGCGCCACUCCUCCCUAGAGAGGGUGUUUGAAGUGGCAGAACUGACCCCGGUGGAAACGCCGCCUCAGAGGGAUCUACUGCAGGAAGCAUUUCCUCUGGUGGCACCAAAGGUUUGCCGCCCGCAGCGGCCAGCCCACAGGGGCCUGGAGAAGCUGGGGCAGGAGUUCUCUCUCCCAGGGCAGACACUGUCCCAGGUGUGCAGAGAGAAGGCGGCGCUGGUGAAAGAGAACGCUGCCCUGGAAGCCCGACUGAGAGCCACGGAGCGGGACCUACGGGGCGUUUCAGAGCAGCUGGCAGAAGCCAGGUCAGAGAAGGAGAGCCUGCAAAGCAGCCUGCUGGAGGCUCAGCAGCACGUAUCGGAGCUGGAGACGGCCAGGAGCUGCCUGGAAGCCCAAGUGCGCACAGCCAGGCAGGCCAAGGAGCUGAUACUCGAGGAUGUGAGGGGCCUUCGUCGUGAGCUGCUGGCUGUAAGAUCUUUCAGCAAGCAGCAAUGUGAAGACAUGGCUCAACAGCUCCGCUGGGCAGAAGAGCAGUGCAGCAAGGCUCUGAGACUCUGGCAAGCUGCUGAGGAAGCGAAGAAAAGGAAGAUUGUGCAAAACCUGGAAAGCAAGCUGGAACAACAGAGUUUGAAGGCACAGGAGAAGCUGGAGCAAUGGAUCAACUUGGUGGCAGAGCUCCAGAGCCAGAAGGCUGCUCUAGAUGAUAAGGUGCGCCAGCUGCUGGGAGAUCUAAAUGAAAGGCAGCAGCAGCUAGAGCAGCUGAGGCAGGAGCUGAAUAAGGAGCGGCAGAAUGGACAGGACAAGCUGCAGGCAGAGUUGCGGGAAGCUCAGAGGAAGAUGGAGGCAAUGGAGAAGAGGCACAAAGAAGAAGUGCAAAGGAUGCACAAGAUCCUGCUGCAGUACAGGCUGGCUGGACGAAAGCAGAGCUCCAGCUCCUCUGUCGUGGCACCUGCACAAGCUGCAGCUGAAGAAGCCUCCAGUGCCCAAGCUGGAAACUCAAGCAGGAGCAGCUCGUGCACCUGGAGCACGACUAGUUCCUCUGGCAGCAUGGAGCUGCUGGGAGAGAGGACAGAGGACAAGUGCCUGGACAUGCUGAAGAUGCUGGUGAGCGAGGGAGAUCCUGAGGCUAAAUACACAGAACUGGAAACAAUUGGCAGAGGGGGUUUUGGCACGGUGUGCAUGGCAGUGGAGACUGCCACAGGAGAAGAGGUGGCCAUAAAGAAAAUUAGUCUCCUGGAAGAGAGCAACAGCGAGGUGUGCCUGAAUGAAAUCCAGAUCAUGCGUGGCAAUAAGAAUGCCAAUCUUGUGACCUUUGUAGACAGCUACCUGGUGGAUGAGGAACUCUGGCUGGUGAUGGAAUACAUGGACGGAGGUUCUUUACACGAUGUCAUUAGGGAGACUCAUAUGGCAGAAGGAGAGAUAGCAGCUGUCUCUCGGGAGUGCCUGCAAGGCCUGGAUUUCCUUCACUCCAAGCAAGUGAUCCACCGAGACAUCAAAAGCCACAACAUUCUCCUGGGCUUGGACGGCUCUGUCAAGUUGGCUGAUUUUGGCCUUGCUGCUCAGCUCACCUCUGAGCAGAGCAAACGGAGAUCAGCUGUUGGGACUACUCACUGGAUGGCGCCAGAAAUUUUCACAGGGAAGCCCUACGGCCCCAAAGUGGACAUCUGGUCCUUUGGAAUUGUGGGGAUCGAGAUGGUGGAAGGAGCACCUCCUUACCUGAUGAACACCUCCCGCACGGUUCAGCAGCUGAUAAGCACCAGGGGCACCCCGAAGCUGCAGAAGCCCAGGCAACAGUCGGCUUGGCUGCGAGACUUUCUGUGCUGCUGCCUGGAGACGGACGAGGACAGGCGCUGGUCUGCCCAGGAACUUCUGCAGGUAAAAGGCAAAGCGGCUGCCGGGUGCGCCGGCCGCCCGCUGCCAGGGGCUCCUCGUCUGCUCAAGUCCAAGGCGGCAGAUGGGCCCUGCUCCUGAGAAUCUCCAGUCUGGGGGCUUUUCAAAGGAAAACAGAGGAGAAUCCUGGCCUGGUAUGGGUUGGAAGGAGCCUUUCCAGGUCGCCUAGACCAAAUCUCUUUCAUCUGAAGCCAUCUGGGUUAAUGGAUUUGUGGGAUUGGGAGCCAUGUUUGGCUCAUGUAGCAUGGUCCUGGAUGUGGAGACAGAGGUGCACAGAAUGCCCUCCUUUGUGUAUCUUUCUGCUUGCCAGAGAAAGCCAGUUUCAGCCUGUGAGGUCAGUAGAAAUUAAUGUCUUCUUUUUCUCUUUGGGCAGCAUCCUUUUGUAACCUCAGCCAAGCCGACCUCCAGCCUGACGCCUCUGAUCAUGGCAACGCAGCAGUUUAUGGCCGACAGGAGAUACUAGCCCUGCAAGAGGCCAUUGGUGUUUUUUGUAGUUUCUAGUUUCUGGUUUAUAGCUCCUAGUUCGUAGUUUCUUUAGACUGGUAGUCAAAAUAAAUAAGGCAAUACAUGUUAUAAAAAGAAGAGCCUAAAAGUUAUGCUAACGUGGUUAUAGAAUUAUCCUCUGUUAGAAUGUUGUUAUUACUGUUAAUCACUUCCCUGCAUUCAUUCCUUGUUAGAAAUCCUUCUCUGUUAGAUUCUGUUUCACUGUGCUGCCGGCUGCUGCUUCCUAGAAAAUGGCACCUGGGCCUGUCAGGGGGAGUUGACAUCAGAGACAGUAUGCAAAUACAGGAACUCUUCAGAAACUAUGCUAGAAUCACCUAGAACUAUGAGCCUUCACAAAAUUAUACACCGGGACACUUGCAGAAGAGUGAGCAUCUAACCCUAGUACCUAGAGAGAUGCUUUUAAUCUGUCACUCUAACCACUAGACACCUCAAACAGUAUGAGGACCCUAGACCAUAGCACAGACCGUGAGAAGAAGGGGAAGAAUCCUGCCGCUCCUGUGAGGAUGGAUUCCCCAGCUCUGCCUGCAGCUGAAGCGGACAAAGCUGAAUUCCUCCUCCUCAGCGUCCCUCCGGGAAGCAGCAGCUGGCAUGUGCACAGCCUGUUGGGCUCCCACCUGAGCUGAUCUCACUAAAUAAAGGCAUUUUAAAGGAGAAUCAUCUCCUGCCCAUUUAUUACAAUAUGUAAGACCUUCACUGUGUUGGAAGCCUCCCGUUGUUCUCACCCUCUGAAUAAGCUCUAAAUUUGCUUC